AUGAAGAACUUUAGUGCUAUCACUGAAUUCAUCCUCCUUGGGCUGUGUGCUGAUAUCCAGGUCCAAGCUGUACUCUUUGUACUCUUCCUUGUGAUUUACCUCCUGACCCUCACAGGAAACUUAAUGAUACUGUUGGUAGUGAUGGCUGAUGUUAACCUCAAUUCACCGAUGUACCUCUUCCUGGGUCACCUCUCUUUCCUGGAUGUCUGGUAUUCAACAGUUUCUUUGCCCAAGAUGCUGGAAAACUUCAUGUCUAAUACAAAAACAAUCUCUGUGGAGGGCUGCUUAGCCCAGGCCUUCUUCAUAUUUGUCACUGGGGGCACCGAGGCCUGCCUGCUGGCUGUCAUGGCCUAUGAUCGUUAUGCUGCCAUUUGCCAUCCUCUGCUCUACAGCCAGAUGAUGAACAAUCAGCUCUGUAAGAAUCUUGUGUGGGGUUCCUGGGGCUUUGCCUUCCUCAAUGCCCUCAUCAACACACUUCCAGCUGUGAAUGUGGACUUCUGUGAGUAUAGAACCAUCCCUCACUACAACUGUGAGCUCCCUUCUGUCUUCCUUCUCUCCUGCUCUAAUGUCUCCACCAACAUCACUCUCAUGUUCUGGUCUUUUGUCAUACAUGCUUUUGGAACAUUUGUCGCAAUUUUAUCCUCCUAUGUCUGCAUUGUCUCUACCAUCCUGAGCAUCAGUUCUACCACAGGCAGAAGCAAGGCCUUCUCCACUUGCUCCUCUCACCUCACUACUGUGAUCUCAUAUUUUGGUUCAGCAUGCUUACGCUAUCUCAUGCCAGCCUCAGGUUCUCCCUUGGAGUUAAUCUUCUCCUUGCAGUACAGUGUGAUCACUCCCAUGCUGAAUCCCUUCAUCUACAGCCUAAAGAACAAGGAGGUACAGACAGCUGUAAGAAAACUAUUUGGAGAAUACUGUCAGCGUUCUAAGUAA
Fukomys damarensis (Damara mole-rat) is the source of this 930-nucleotide messenger RNA. Its product is annotated as olfactory receptor 8S1. The record is from RefSeq and is a predicted model, not a curated record. The coding region runs from base 1 to 930 and encodes 309 amino acids. Gene Ontology annotation, molecular function: olfactory receptor activity; G protein-coupled receptor activity. Lineage: Eukaryota; Metazoa; Chordata; Mammalia; Rodentia; Bathyergidae. Gene Ontology annotation, cellular component: membrane. The transcript has a single exon. Gene Ontology annotation, biological process: G protein-coupled receptor signaling pathway.